This is a messenger RNA of Thalassophryne amazonica, 1513 nucleotides long. RefSeq names its product receptor activity modifying protein 1 (gene ramp1). NCBI's taxonomy places the organism in Eukaryota, Metazoa, Chordata, Actinopteri, Batrachoidiformes, Batrachoididae. Gene Ontology annotation, cellular component: signaling receptor complex; cell surface; membrane. Gene Ontology annotation, biological process: calcium ion transport; receptor internalization; regulation of G protein-coupled receptor signaling pathway. Gene Ontology annotation, molecular function: coreceptor activity. The transcript has 3 exons. The record is from RefSeq and is a predicted model, not a curated record. The coding region runs from base 393 to 836 and encodes 147 amino acids.
CCUGCGCGUCGUGUUACAGCUGGUGCGUCCCGUUGCGCGCGGCGCGGCACAUCCAACCCACGCGCGUAACGAGCGAUCUCCUCGUGUCACCAAACCUCUGGACAGACGAAGAUAAGUCUUCAACUUUGCGAGUGGGAGCGCUGACGUGUUUGUCUUUAGGAUGUCAGAGGAUCUGUGACAGAAGAGGACUCCGGGGACGCGCGCACAGCUUGCGCAAACCGAUCCGGCAGCAGAGGCUCGUGUGACUGAUUCCAUGGAUUUGUGCUCGAGUCAUCACCUACACCGAAUGAUGUCACCUGUUUCCCCUUGACCUGCUUGGCCUACCUGUCCUCGAUCUCUUCACUUUCCUCUCAAACUUGAUCUGGACUGUCUGGUGGACGGUUUUGGACAUCAUGGGCUCGCAGACUGCGCAGAAACACACGCUCCUUUGGUUGGUUGUAGCAGUGACCCAGUGUCUGUCGGCGACAGCUUGCGCACCUGAAUACGAAUACGCCAUUGAGGAGUUCUGCCUCGCCAAAUUCAGACUGGACAUGGAGGAGUUAGAGCAGAGGCGCUGGUGUAGCUGGGAGGACACUGUCGAACCGUACGGUGAGCUGACCAACUGCACGUACCUGGUUGCUCUGAAGAUGGACUGCUUUUGGCCCAACAGGCUGGUGGACGAGUUCUUCAUUAGAGUCCACAAGCACUACUUUCACGACUGCUCGCUGUCUGGUCGGCUUCUCAGAGACCCACCCAACCGCAUCCUGGGGCCCUUCAUUGUGGUGCCUGUUUUGGUCACCCUCCUCAUGACUGCUCUGGUGGUGUGGAGGAGCAAACGCAGUGAGAGAAUUGUGUAGUGAAGAAAAGCAAGUAGAGCAAGGUCACAAAAAUCAAGAUGAUUCCUAAAUUUGCAGCGUAUUCAGCCUCAGUGACCAAAAACACCCAUUUUUCUUGAAAUCUUUUAGUUUGGAACCAUGUGUCUUCAAGACCAGGGUCAUUUUGGACUUCAACAAAGCUUUGAACAACCUUGAGAUCAUAACAUACAAUGAUGACUUAGGUCAACCUCGAACGUUACAGUCUGCUAUCAGCAGGCCCUAUCAAUGUCACAACAGCCCUCAUCAUGGACACAGACAGUGACCUUCGGAAAGACACUACAUUCAGAAACAUCUUCACUGUUACUACUAUUUCAGGUGAUGUACUGCACAAAGAGCAUACAGCAGCACAGCAGCAAAAUGCUACACAUGCACAAGCGAUCAUGAAGACCAGGAUGGAAUACAUGGAAAAUCAGACUCACUUCUGCUGAGGAGUCUUCUGAUAUCAAAGAUUUUAAGAGUAUAUAUUAUAUUGUACAGGAACUUGGUGUAUUUAAAGAAAACACUUUUGACUGUGUUCUACAGAAGUCCAGUAAGGCCUGCAGCUAUGUGUUUUUCUUUGUCAGUAUCUUUGGAUGUUUGUUGUUUUAAACACAAAGACAGGAAAAAAAAUCUAUACAGGUUUUUGCAAUGGCAUAUUAGGACCAUUGUAGUUUUAGAAA